AUGCAACGUGAAGAAAAACAAUUAGAUGCUACCUUAGAGGCUACUAUUAUGAGAGUCAAUGAUUUGAAAACAUCCAUUGCAUCGAUGAUAUUUAAAUUAGAACACGAAUAUGAGACAUUAAAUUGGCCAAAUUUUCUUGACAACUUUGCUCUUAUUUCUGGACACUUGACCAGUUUAUCAAAGAUACUCAGUCAUGACAAGGCACCAAAUUUAAGAAAUCUUACAGUUUUGCCUUUACGUUUAAAUCCUGAAAAGGACGAAGAACUUCUUCGAUUAACCGAAGGUAGAAUUCCAACAUUUGCUCAUGAUUCAGUACCGGAUUAUUUGAGAACCAAAUUGGAACCUCAAGUGGAACAAAAAAUGAUGCAGUUAGAAGCCAAAGCAGCUAAUUUAAAUCAUGAAGCUUCCCACGAAUAUAAUAAACAAGUCACGCAAUACACUAAAGUUAUUAGUCAUGUUUGGGAUAUAGCAAAUAAGGCACGUGAGGAAUGGGAAAGUGAAGCUGGUAAUAGAGCAACACAAGCACAAACGAGUAGUGCAGCGGAUACUCAUGCACUUGUCGCUGCUGUUGGAAUGGGAAAAGGAUUGAAAUCAGAUUCAGUUCCAAUGGUUCAGUCAAAUGUUAAUCCUGUACCAAGUGGUAUGAUGGUUGGCAGACCCGCAAAUCAACAACAAUCUGGAGGACAAGGACCUCUUGGAAAUACACAAAUGGGACAAAUGAAUAAAGCUCCUAGUGCAAUCAAAACAAAUAUCAAAGCUGCGUCACAAAUUCAUCCUUAUGGAAGAUAGUGAAAUUAUUAAUAUUUUAAUUAGAAUAUGUG
This is a messenger RNA of Polistes dominula (European paper wasp), 821 nucleotides long. It is a transcript of the gene MED8, whose product is annotated as mediator complex subunit 8. Gene Ontology annotation, cellular component: core mediator complex; mediator complex. NCBI's taxonomy places the organism in Eukaryota, Metazoa, Arthropoda, Insecta, Hymenoptera, Vespidae. Gene Ontology annotation, biological process: regulation of transcription by RNA polymerase II. Gene Ontology annotation, molecular function: transcription coregulator activity; RNA polymerase II cis-regulatory region sequence-specific DNA binding. The record is from RefSeq and is a predicted model, not a curated record.